Capronia epimyces CBS 606.96 is the source of this 369-nucleotide messenger RNA. RefSeq lists its product as uncharacterized. The record is from RefSeq and is a predicted model, not a curated record. NCBI's taxonomy places the organism in Eukaryota, Fungi, Ascomycota, Eurotiomycetes, Chaetothyriales, Herpotrichiellaceae. The transcript has a single exon. Bases 1 to 369 code for a protein of 122 amino acids.
AUGGAAGCGGAAAACGCCAACGCCUGGGACACCAAAGACGGCGGGUCCAGCGCGACUGAAUCAAUCCCGAGCCCGCGAGCAAACCGCAAGCCACCCAAGCUGUCGAAUGCGAUGCAAAAGGCGGCGCCACCGCGGACGCAGAUGCAGCAGCCUCCUGCCCAAGAGCAAGAGCAAGAGCAAGAAAUGAUGGCCCCUCCUCAAGCGCGCGGGCGACGGAUAGUGCCGGUGCACCAGUCUCGCAUCCAGGACCGGCCGGCCAAAGUAGGCGAGAAGGACAGCAGUCUGAAGAUCAAGAUCGAGCUGGAUCUGGAAGUCGAGGUAGAAAUCUACGCCCGAGUCAAAGGAGACGUGACGAUUGGGUUGAUGUAA